This is a messenger RNA of Oldenlandia corymbosa var. corymbosa, 2030 nucleotides long. Lineage: Eukaryota; Viridiplantae; Streptophyta; Magnoliopsida; Gentianales; Rubiaceae. The record is from the annotation of a GenBank genome assembly.
CCGCCGGAGCUACCCAAAUCAGCCGCCGAUUUCAGUUCCUAACGACACCCUUCCUCCUUCUAUUAAUUCCUCUUUGAACCCUAUAAUUUUCUCUCAUAAUUUUUUCCAGAACAAGACUUCUCUUUUACUGCAAUUUUUCACCUUUCCGUCGCCUUGUUUUCAGUGCCGUCUUCGCCGUAAGGUUGAUUUAUGUUACCGUUUUCAAUGGCCUGCUGAUUUUUCUCUAAGAAGUGAAAAAGGACAACCAUAAGGGGACUGAAAUCUGGGCUUUUUUGCUUACUUGGGACUGUCAACAAGAAGAUGGUGAAGCGCAGGAGCUCUCAAAGUAGUACUAUGGAUUUAAAGGGCAGGGACCACGACCUUAUAAUGUAUUCAGCACUCACCACCUUGUGGGGAAAAGCCUCUCCUCGCCCAAAAGUUAAAAAAUUUUGUCAUCAGGGCUAUGUCACGGAACAACAUUUGACGAAUUUCUUGUGUUUUUGCACUCGUCUCGCGGUACUACCGGAUGACUUGGUGUUUGAAAUCUUGAGACGGAUGACAAGUAGGUGUUUGUUGGAAUGCAAGCUAGUUUGCAAGUCUUGGCAAGUAAUGAUUGAAAGCCCUCAAUUUAUGGAGUCUCGGAGUUUGCCGGGCCUGAUUAUUUACUAUGAAGAACCAGACCCGGCUUACCCUGAACCUUUGUUCUCGAAGCGGGAACUGAAUCUAUUUCACUGCAGUCUUAGGGCUGAAGGAGGUCCAGCACAAGAAUUUGAAAUUCUCGGCAAAGUGGCCCCGUCUGUAUGGUGCAAGAGAAGGCAUCGGAUGACACAAAUAAUAGAUGGCCUUGUUUGUGUUUACGGCCUUAAAGUUUUGAAAAUUUGGAACGUUCACACUGGGGAGAGUAUGAGUCUUCCGGAACCCUCUCUGCCCUUCGAUAGUGAUGAUCAACGGUUUCUUUUCCGGAGAAGGUUUUAUUUAGGAUAUGACCCUUCAGCUGGAGUGUAUAAAUUGCUAAAAUUGGCCAUUCCUCGUUACAGCAGUCCACUCGGUGUUUCAGCUGAGAUUCUGACCCUUGGAAACUCAUCAUCUUCUUGGAGAGAAUUGCAGCGUGGUGAUGUUGCUGGUACUGAUUGGCCUCCUGCAAAUGUUAACCUUGAACCUUAUUUUAUAGCUUCGAAUAGUAAUUCAUCUGAUGGGUUCAUCUAUUGGGUUGGGGUUACAGACCAUGGGUCGCCAAGGUUGUUGUCUUUCGAUCUUAGACAGGAAAACUUUCGUUGGAUUACUCUUCCGGAUGAUCUGAUCAUCAGAGACGAUGAGACGUCAAAGUUAAAGUUUCGGGAUUUGAAAAUCACGCAAUCCAUGGGAUAUCUAGCUCUGUGGUUUCCUCCUGGUACGGCCGAAGAUGAUUGUUUUGUAUUGUUCAUAUCGGAGGAUAAGGGUAUCAGCUGGUCUAAGCAUGCAGUUCGCUUACCCCAAGGACUUAGAGAUGAAUCUUUUCAGAAGUUUGUCGAUGUAGUUGGGAAUCUCCCAACUGGUGAGCUUCUGCUGCUUAACCCCAAGGCGGAAACUUCUGCUGUUCCAGUUUAUUCAUAUGAUCAUAUUGAAAAGAAGUUUGGUAAGUUUGUUGUCGGCAAGAUGCCCCAACCGCUUAGGCCCAUCUUAGGCGAAAUUUGCGGCUGUACAUUAAAGAUACCUGUUAUGAUCUCUUGUGGACUUGAAAAUUUAAAACCGUUGGAUGUUGCAUUGAGCCGUGGCGGUUGAGCUAUUUGGAUAUCAGAGGGUGUAUGAUAGUAAUUAUUGUUAUUUAUUUAUGUAAUAAGUUUUAAGAUCAAGGAAGUAUUGCAAAGUUAUAGAUGACAAGUUGGAUUUCAUUGUUGUACUACUAUUUUUUAAUUUUGUAAUUCAUAAUUAUGUCCGAGAGGGGAUGAACUUUCGAAGCUAUUAUAUAAUCUUUUUCUCAAUUCUUACUAGGUUGUCAUAUGGAUUGUGAUGUGUUUGUGUAUGAAUCGAUUUAGUAAGCAUUUUGAGAUUAUUAUUAUUAUUAUUAUUAU